UCUUCUACCAAAAGUGUACGACUUCACUUGACCUUUAUUUUUUUAACUCCAAACUCAAUUUUUUUGCUUCUCUUCUUUCUCUCUCUUCCUCAUCAACCCUUUGGGAAGAUACAGGUAACAGAUUCCUUCCAAUGAUUGGAUAUCCUAAAAUGGGAGACCUUAUGAAAAGACAGUUCAGCAUCUUAGAUUUAUCUAGAAAGAAAUUUCUGGAAUGGAAAGUGGAUGCAAUGAUGAAUUUGAAAGCUCAAGGUUUGGAGCACACUGUUAAAGAAAAUAAAAGUCCCUCUGGUCAAACAACUGAUGCUACCUCUUCUGCAAUGACGGUUGAAAAACCUAUCACUGAACAAGAUAAGGCAAAAGCCUUAGUGUUGUUAAGGCAUCAUUUACAUGAAGACCUUAAAACUGAGUACAUGAUGGUUGAAGAUCCCAAAAAAUUAUGGGAUUGCCUUAAUGAAAGAUUUGGACACCACAAAAGGGUGCUCCUGCCUAAGGCAUUAUUUGAUUGGACAAAUUUACGGUUCCAGGAUUUCAAAUCUGUAAUUGAUUAUAAUUCAACCAUACAUGAGAUAGUGUCUAUAUUGAGAUACUGUGAUCAUCCGGUUACAGAUGAACAGAUGAUUGAAAAAACACUCACUACCUUUCAUGCAAGUAACAUACUGUUGCAAGAACAGUAUCGUGAAAGAGGUUUUAAAAAGUUCAAUGAAUUAAUGAGUAUAUUGCUUGUUGCGGAACAAAAUAGUGAACUUUUGUUGAAAAAUCAUAACCUGAGACCAACUGGGUCUUUGGCCACUCAUCAUGAGGCAAAUGCAACAAAUUCCUAUCCACCCGAGUCAAAUGCUACAAGAAGAGGUGGACGUAGAAAUUACAAUGGUCGUGGAAGAUGCCGUGGAAAUUAUCGCGGACGCGGCCGUGGUCGUGGUAGAAAUAAUUAUCAAAGAAAUAGUAAUUUCAAAAAUUUUGAAAAACAGAAGGGGCAGUCAUCUGGAAGCCACAAACAAACUCCUUCGAAAGGAAAAGACACAUGUUACAGAUGUGGCAUGACAGGACAUUGGGGACGUACUUAUCGAACGGCCAAACAUUUGGUAGACCUUUACCAUGCUUCUGUAAAAGGCAAAGAGAAAAAUGCAGAAGCAAAUUAUGUUAAUGAGGAAAAUGCUCCUUGUCCCAGCCUUGAUGUGUCUGAUUAUUUCAUGGAUAAUGCUGAAAUUGGAAAUGAUUUCAUUCUUGGAGAAAACAACAAUACUUAGGUUUCUCAUUUACUAAUGUAACAUAUGCUAUAUUUUAAUGUAUUUUCUUAGUUCCCUGUAUUUUAAAUUUCUAGUCAUGUACUUUAAAUCUCUAUCAUCAAUAAAAGUUUGUAUGAUAUUAUUCUAAACUAAUCUCAAAUUUAUUUUAUGAAGAUAUGGAUCUACCUGAAGUUAGUUCCGAAUAUCAAUGCC
Messenger RNA from Chenopodium quinoa (quinoa), 1439 nucleotides. RefSeq lists its product as uncharacterized. Bases 132 to 1247 code for a protein of 371 amino acids. The transcript is spliced from 2 exons. Lineage: Eukaryota; Viridiplantae; Streptophyta; Magnoliopsida; Caryophyllales; Amaranthaceae. The record is from RefSeq and is a predicted model, not a curated record.